Messenger RNA from Macaca mulatta (Rhesus monkey), 1099 nucleotides. RefSeq lists its product as uncharacterized. NCBI's taxonomy places the organism in Eukaryota, Metazoa, Chordata, Mammalia, Primates, Cercopithecidae. The record is from RefSeq and is a predicted model, not a curated record.
CCAGCUGGGGCACCCUGACCCUCCGGCCAUGCCCUUCUGCGCCUGUGCAGGGGACAGCAGAGGGGAAGCUCGGGGACUGACAUCCCAAAGGCCUGGUCCCCUCCUUGCUCUCGCAGCCAGUCCUUGCUGUAGGACAGUGACCCAUGUCUGCAGCCCGACCCAGCCCACCCACAGAGCCCCCAGCCCACCCACAGAGCCCGGCGUCCCAGAGCUGCUGGGGGCACGGUGGUCGGGAAGUGAGUGGUUGAGCAGUCCUUCGCAGGGCUGCUGCCAGGUAUCAGCCUCGGAGGUUUCCCUGAAACAGAGCCAACACCCGCAAAGACCUGGGCAGACCGCAUGGGCCAGGGGGUCAGGGGACCGGGUCCCUCAGAGGUGUCAGAAAAACGCUCCCAGGAGGACGCCAGGCUGCUGAGGCCCGUGGCUGACACCAGGGGGCAGGGCGGGGCGGCGGGGACAGCUCCGGAGGAGGGAGCCGCCCAGACCCAGCCCGGGGGACGUACGAAGAGCGGGCGUGGUGGGCGCCUGCUAGCUCCGGCUUGCGGUGUUGGGCCUUGCUCGUGGAGGGGAGAGCCCCGGGCCCCGGCCGCCCCGCGCCGUGGCCGGGAAGGGGGACACAGCCCACGCGUGCGGCACCCGACGGCUUCUCCCAGCAGCCCGAGCCCCAGUGCAGGCGACGGCCCGGCCCCUUUGUGCCUGGCGUGUCACGCGCGGACGCUCCCGCCGCCGCGCCCGGUAGAGGCCCCCGGCACCCCGGGCCCCUUUCCAAGCACAACAGCGGCCCCGCCGCGGCCCCGCGCUGACCCACUUUCCCUCCCGCCUCCUCGACCCGAGGCUGAGAAUCCAGCGGCCGCCGCCAAGCAGAUCUCAUCCCAUCAGUUGAAGACCUUAAGAGAAAAGAGACUGACCUGCUCUGAGCAAGGAGGAAUUCUGCUGGCAGACUGCUCGUGAACUCCAACUUGGAAUAUCAGUCUCCAGCCUACCAGCUUACUCUGCAGAUUUUGGAUUUACGAAGCCUCCACAAUCGCAGAAGCCAAGUCCUUAAAAUAAAUCCCUUAAAACAGUUCCCUAAAAUAAAUUCUUCAAAAUUCCUUAAAAUAAA